Messenger RNA from Drosophila subobscura, 517 nucleotides. RefSeq lists its product as uncharacterized. NCBI's taxonomy places the organism in Eukaryota, Metazoa, Arthropoda, Insecta, Diptera, Drosophilidae. The record is from RefSeq and is a predicted model, not a curated record. The coding region runs from base 74 to 208 and encodes 44 amino acids. The transcript has a single exon.
AUUGCCAGCAAGGAUAACGAUAGAGAAAAUUCAGUCAUCAGUGCGCCGUGGCUCCAUCUCCAUCGAAUUGGCAAUGAAAAUGUCCACGCGCCAGUUCUACUUCAGCAAGUACACAAAUUUCCACAAAAAUCACAUCAAAUUGGUUGCUGUUUAUAUGAAAACGGCAAGUCUAAUGCAAAUCUUUAAUGUGCUGAAGCGUUCGCUUUAAGCAGGAGCAGGCCGUCGCCCUGCUCUGCCGGACGGACUGUCGCCGCUGUCGCUCCUGUUCGUGGUUGCCCCGUUGCGGUCGCCGCCUUAGCGACUUCCUUCCUUCCCAUCAUCCAACAACAAAUAUCGGGCUGUGCGUGUGUGUUUGUGUGUGCAAGUGUAUUACAUAGUGCUAUUAAAAUUGAGAAUCCCGUUGGGUUAGAGCUAUAAGACGGUGAAAAUUAGGGUUUAAAAUAAAAAGGAUAUCAAACAGUGGAACAUUUCUGAUAGAUUUACGGGUUAGGAUAUCUACAAAUAAACAUUAGGCGUG